AUGCUCGCCGCCGCCACUCGUCCCGCCGUGCUCCUGCGCACUCCCGCACCAGCCCGCCCCUUCGCCCGCUUCGCCUCGACCCACCAGCACAAGGUCGUGAUUGUCGGCGGAGGCACAGCAGGCGUCUCGGUCGCCGCACAGCUCGAGCGCGCCUUUGCUGCAGAGGGCCGCGCACUCAAAGAGGGCGACAUUGCCAUCGUCGAGCCUGCACAGACUCACCACUACCAGCCAGGAUGGACUCUCGUUGGAGCAGGCCUCCAACCGCUCUCGCUCAUGCACAAGCCCAUGAACGAGGUCAUCCCGCAAGGUGUAAAGCGAUACGAGACGGCUGUCGAGACGUUCCAGCCGGACCAGAACCAGGUCACCACCUCGGACGACUCGAAGAUCAAGUACGACUUCCUCGUCGUCGCGCCCGGUCUCAAAAUCGACUUUGACGCGGUCAAAGGACUCCGCGAAGGGCUCGAGGACCCUUCGGGACCCGUCUCGUCCAUCUACUCGGUCGACUCGUGCGAGAAGGUCUGGAGGAACAUUCAGGGAUUCAAGGAGGGCAGGGCGAUCUUCACCCAGCCGGCGGGAAUCAUUAAGUGCGCUGGUGCGCCGCAGAAGAUCCUCUGGAUGGCCGAGUCGCAGUGGCGCAAGGAUGGCGUGAGGGAGCAAAUCGAGCCUGUCUUCGCUACCGGUACACCCACCAUGUUCGGCGUCCCGAAAUACUCCGCCGCGCUCGAAAAGAUCCGCCAACAACGCUCCGUCACCGGACUCUUCAACCACAACCUCGUCGAGAUCGACAACAAGCGCAAGGUGGCGACGUUUGCGACGCCCGAGGGGGGAAAGAAGGAGGAGGAGUUUGGGUUCUUGCAUGUUGUGCCGCCCCAACGCGCGCCGGAUUUCGUCAAGAGUUCGCCGUUGGCUGACGCCGCCGGCUGGGUCUCGGUCGACCCCGCGACCACCCAACACACGAAAUUCUCCAACAUCUUUUCGCUCGGCGACGCCUCGUCGAUGCCCAACUCGAAGACCGCAGCAGCCAUCACUGCCCAAGCCCCCGUGCUCGUCGACAACCUCCGCGCCGCGCACGACGGGAAGGAGUUGGUCGCCAAGUAUGAUGGGUAUGCGAGUUGCCCGUUGUUGACGGGUCAUGACGAGUUGAUGCUCGCCGAGUUCAAGUACGGCGGCAUCCCCAAAGAGACUUUCGCCCCCAUCCUCGGAUCCCAAGACGUCCCGAACCGCUUCUACUACCACCUCAAGAAGGACUUUUUCCCUCGUGUUUACUGGUCUGCGUUGGUCAAGGGCGUCUGGUUCGGUACCCGCGGACCGUUCAGGCCUGUCGACUACAUGUACCAGCCUUCCUCCGCCUGA
Molecule: messenger RNA, 1353 nt
Organism: Rhodotorula toruloides NP11
Lineage: Eukaryota; Fungi; Basidiomycota; Microbotryomycetes; Sporidiobolales; Sporidiobolaceae
Product: sulfide:quinone oxidoreductase, mitochondrial precursor
Exons: 11
Coding region: 1-1353 (450 amino acids)
Cellular component (GO): mitochondrion
Molecular function (GO): FAD binding; sulfide:quinone oxidoreductase activity
Source: RefSeq, a predicted model, not a curated record